Messenger RNA from Ahaetulla prasina, 5306 nucleotides. RefSeq names its product leucine rich repeat and sterile alpha motif containing 1 (gene LRSAM1). The transcript has 25 exons. The record is from RefSeq and is a predicted model, not a curated record. The coding region runs from base 729 to 2918 and encodes 729 amino acids. NCBI's taxonomy places the organism in Eukaryota, Metazoa, Chordata, Lepidosauria, Squamata, Colubridae. Gene Ontology annotation, molecular function: protein binding.
GCGAAACCUUUUGAAGGGCCGUUUUUGUUUUGUUUUUUCCUGGCGGAGCCCGGGAACGGGGCGCGACGCGGCGGCUUCCCGGGGACUAGCCGCAUGGAGGGAGCGGGGGGGAAAAGAAAAGUGGAAGAGGGUGGGCUCUGAGCCUAGUUUUUUUUUUUUUUUGUCCUGAGGCGGUAAAUACGGGCCGCGAGGAGGGACAAUCUUGGCGAGGUGGGCGUGGCUCGGCUCCUCCUCCUUUCCCCUCAAGCCCUGGGCGUGGAUCCAGGGAAGGGGGCGUGGCCGCUCCUUAGCUGUGCCCCCUCCUCCUCCUCUUUCUGGGCGUGGCUAGGCCAGCUGGUCUUGCAUUUCCUGCAUUUUUAUAUUUAGCCAUUGGGGUUUUAUUUCUCUCUCUUCCCCACCAUCAACUCAGUUGCAACAGCUUUGGCUUCCGAUUACCACCCACCCAGCCCAUCCUCCUGCUGGCAUGACAGGCAAAAAAUCCAGCUUUACCUGUUGAGUGCCUGCCUGGAUCCCUUGGCACUCAACUUUUUUUUUUUUGCAAGGCGUCUCCUUGGGAAUACAUCCAGUCCAAUGCCAUGGGGGCUUCCUGGCAGGGUGCGGUAGGCAGAACCUGCUGAGCAGCCCAAUCUGUGGAUGACUUGACCUGGGAUGUAACCCUGAUCUUCCUGCUGCUCGGCUUUCUGAUCGCCGUCCUGUCGCGGCCGCCUUUUCCCGCUGAGCUGGGAUAAAUGGAGACAGGAGGCAAGAUGCUGCUUUUCUUUCGGAAAAGGAAGGCCAGCAGCGAAGCCCGGAAACGUCUGGAAUACCAAAUGUGUCUUGCCAAAGAAGCUGGAGCAGAUGAUAUCCUCGAUAUCUCCAAGUGUGAACUUUCUGAGCUUCCGUAUGGUGCCUUUGCAACUUGCAGAGUGUUGCAGAAGAAGGUGCUGAUCGUUCACACCAAUUAUUUGUCGUCCCUCGUCCCCAAAUCCUGCAGCCUCUCUAAUCUCGUAACUGUGAAGGUUUUAGAUCUCCAUGACAACCAACUGACCUCCCUUCCCGCCGAUAUCAACCAGUUGACUUCUCUUCAGGUUUUGAACGUAGAAAAGAAUGUUUUAAAAGCUCUUCCGGACUCCAUUGGGGAUCUCGCUCAGCUUCAGACGCUGAAUUUGAAAGGGAACAAGCUUAAGAAAUUGCCCUCCACGCUGGAGGGCCUGCGGAGUUUGCGAACGUUGGACAUCAGUGAAAAUUUGGUGCAGGAGUUGCCGCAGACACUGGCUCACAUCCGAACCUUAGAGACCUUGUCCCUGGAUGCGGCAGCAAUGAUCUACCCUCCAAACGAGGUUUGCAGCGCGGGCACCGAGGCCAUCCAGCGGUUCCUCUGCGAAAAAGCGGGCAUAGAAUACAACCCUCCCUCCCAAUACUUGCUCCCUGUGUUGGAAAGCGACGGAGGAGAGAUAUCGGCGGACGGCAUCCGCAGGACAGCUGGCAAAUACAUGGAAGAGGAAGCUGAGUGGCAGAACAGGUUUCUAGACUACGAGAAGCGCAAGGAGCAGAAGAUGCAAGAGAAGCUGGCCUUUGAGCGUGGGCUGGACCUGGAGCAGAGAGAACAAGUCCAACUGAUGCAUCAAAGUCAUGUCCAGAAAGGAGAAUUUCUCCAAAGCAUGAAAGAGGAGCAGAUGAAACUGGACGAAGGGCUGACCCGCCAUCAGCAACGCCUGGGUACCGAGCGCCUGAAGUUGCUGGAGCAGCUGAAGCAAAUGGAACACGGGGUGGCCAGCAGGAUCCAGAAACUGCUGAAAGAUAAUCAAAGGCAGAAACAGAGUUCCGAGAUCUUAAAAUCCCUUGAAAACGACCGGAUCCGGAUGGAGCAAUUGAUGGCCAUCACUCAAGAAGAAACGGAACAAUUGAGGAGGAAAGAAGUAGCCGCGGCCAUGAAACAGAUGUUGUCUGAGACCUACAAGAACAAACUACUUCAGGGAGCCUACGAGUCUCGUCGGCAGGACCUCGUCAACCAGACAUGCUGCAGCCUUGCCAAGAUGGACGAGAAGUUCCAGCAGAUCCUGGCUUGGCAGCAGCUGGACCAGAACAAAGCCAUCAGCCACAUCCUGCAGGAGAGUGAGAUGCAGAAGGCAGCCUUCGAAGCCCUCCAGGUGAAGCGAGACCUCAUGCAUUGCCAGAUCAGAAACCAGAUUAAGUUAAUAGAGAGAGAGUUACUACAGCUCACCCAGUUGGAGUUAAAGAGGCAGCAGCUGGACACAGAGGCUCUGCAGGAAGCGAUCGGAGAGCAACGGCAAACACUGACUUUCCUGCUACAGCAGCUGCUGAAGGAGAAGAAGGAGCGAGAAGAGGAGCUGCAGGCCAUCUUGAAAGAACUGGAGGCCAAGAGCGAGACGAAGCAGGAGAACUACUGGUUGAUCCAGUACCAGCGGCUGCUAAAUCAGAAACCACUCUCUCUCCGGUUGCAAGAAGAAGGCCUGGAGAGGCAGCUGGUGAAGCUGUUGACGGAGCUCUCGGCCGAGCACUACCUGCCCAUCUUCGCCCAUCAUCGGAUAUCGCUCGAAAUGCUCAGCAACAUGGUCCCUGGCGACCUAGCCGAGAUCGGAAUAGCUGAAUCCGGCUUGCAGCACGCCAUCAUCCAGAAAGCUCGGGAGAUACAAGCUGUUGCAGAAACAAUACCAGAACUGUUGAAGCCAGCAGAAAAAACGGGACCGUCCGCUCCAGAGUUUAGAGAAGAAUCCACCAACCCUGAAGCCCCAUCGGCUCCACUGGCGGAAGAACGCCAUUGCGAGUGUGUCGUCUGUAUGGAGCUAGAGGCCCAAGUCGUGUUUCUGAACUGCGGCCACGUCUGUUGCUGCCAGAGCUGCUCCGAAGCCUUGCGCACCUGUCCUCUCUGCCGGCAAGAAAUCGUGCAACGGAUCCGACUUUUCCACAGCGGCUAGCCUACUCGAGGAUGGAAAAGGGAAGCGGCUGGGGCUUUCCCACCCACCCCCCUCCUGGAAUAGAAAACUAGGAGUGGGGGGGGGGAAAAACACCCACCUGGAAUUUCAUCCGUCCUCAUUUCGUUUUUGCACGUCUUGUUUUGUCACCGCUGCGCGCUCGGAAUGCCUGUCUUGUGUUUACGAGCACGCCACCUCCGGUAAUCGCGCACGCCGGACGAUGGGGCAGGAAGGAAGUGCGCGCCACGCCUUUGCACUAAAUAAUGUAUGCUGGUGGUUUUUUGGGUUUGUUUUUUUUUGCUCGCUGUGGUCCAGGAGGAGUGUGAUUUAUUCAAAACGUCCAGGUAAUUGGGAAAUAACUGAAGGACGGCCAAAAAUCUUUUUUUUUUUUUCAAGAGGCAAAGGCCGGGCCUUUCUCGGUUUGCUUCCUCGAAAACGUUUCGCCUCUCACCUUAAGAAGCGAAUUCUUCCGAUUCUUGGAUGAGAAGCCAAAGGUUUUCAAGGAGUGGGGGAGGGCGAGAAGCAAAACGAAAAAUCCAGUAGCUUUUUGGAAGAGCACUUUUGGGACAACCAUGACUUUGGAGGAUGGAGAAUCUCCGUAGACAACUGGUAUAGACUCGGCAUUUAACCCCUUGAAGGAAUUUAAGGCACAGAUAGGGACGGGAUCAAUUAUCCCGACAACCACCUGCGGGCAAAAGGAGAUCAUGCUUUCUAUACAGGGGAUCCCAGCCUGGAUCGCUCUCAAGCUACUAGUCCUCGCUGAAAUUAUUCCAGCCUCCCUGCGAGCGGGUUGCCAUUAUCGUCCUGUUCAUGUUUGGGAAUUGGAAAAAGGAGGAGCCGUUACCCAAAAUGCUGGAGGGGAGGGGAAGGGAAGGUGAAGGUCAUCUUCUCUGAUCUUCCCCUGGAGGAACCUCCCCAGCCAAAAUUGGCAGCCUGGCAUGAUGGCCCCUCCCUUAGAGACAAAAGUUGAGCCCGGGGUGGUAUGAAUGUAGGCUGGAUUACUGGAAGGUGAUAUCCGAUUGGGCGGCAGCCCUGUUCUUAACCGGUAGUUAAUAACUUGGUUAAUUAGUGGACUUGAACUGUCUUCCCCAGAAAGUGGGUGAGAGAGGCGGGCAAGAACACCACCAAGGUCAGGAUUCCCAUGAGGACUGGAAGCUUCAUUCUCUACCUGCCGCCUCCUGAAAAAUCUGCACUUUUCUUUGGACUGAACCACUUGCCUUUGUUCUGGGACGCUCGGAAGAGCCUUUUGGCGUGGGGGGAAAAUGUUCUCCGCCCACCUCUCCCCCCCACACCAUCUUUCUGGGGCUGCACCAGAGUCUUGAACCUUUUAGCCUUGAGGAUGAUGGGAGUUGGGGGUUUUCCUUUCCCCAGCUGGAAAGGAAAAAAAAAAACCACAAAAUUGCUGGUAGAGCAGAGGUGCUCCACUUCGUCAUCUUUAAGACUGAAAAGGUUCUGAAAGCCGCCAGCAUGGGGGGAAAUUCUGGGAGUUGAAGUCCACAAAUCUUGGGGGACUGUGAAAUUCCCACCUUAGCCCCGAUUAUUGCAUCAGUCUUCCAAGGGAAACAGAAUUGCAGAGCAUUUGACGUCAUAAAAGGACAUUGCUUUUGUGUUGGUAAGGGAGGGUGGUGUGUACCCAAAACUGCUGGAUUCAGUCCCCAAGUCAAGACCGCAUGCUUGCAUGCUGCAAGUCCGAUAAGUUCCGAUGAUCCUCUCCAUCCACGCUCCCCCCCCCCCCGGAGAACCUCUCGCCCCGUGCUGGCGAACCUAUGGCACGCAUGCCCGGAAGUGGCACAUGAGCCAUAUCACCUGGCACAUGCGGCGUCGCCCGUUCCUCUUUCGGAUUUCUGGCACGCAACGAUCAGCCUGGGACUUUUUUGCACACGGCAGGGCCGGAAACUAAGAAGAACCGGUCUUCCGUUUUUUUUUUCCUGCGUGAACACCCGCGCCAGGCCGGCUGAUCAUCACGUGCGAGUGCGUGCCAGAAACCCGGAAGAGUAACUGGCUGAAACCGGAAGUUCAGGAGCUGAAACCGGAAGUUUAUUUUCGGGCACGUGCAUGCGGCCCCUGGGCAGCUCCAGAAUUGCACGCGUCUGCAAUGAUGGAUCGCCAUCACUGCUCUAGUCUUUGGUGUUCCAGACAGAAGCCGGGAAUUUCAGGGAAGACUUCUCUAGCUGCUUGUCCCCGUCCCGUCCCCGUUACCCAGUGCCUGGGGUUUUUGUGUGAAAAGCCAUGAAGGAGAAGAACCUCACCCAGCUGGAGUUCUUUCCAAAAAUCCUCAAGAAGGCCCUGUCAUACUCCCUGCAUGUUCGUCUGGUGCCUACGUUGACCUGUUUGCAAUGUCAUGUUUUCUAUGUAUGUCCGCCGAGAAAAAUAAAAAUUCCAGAGCUUCGA